Molecule: messenger RNA, 867 nt
Organism: Symbiodinium sp. CCMP2456
Lineage: Eukaryota; Dinophyceae; Suessiales; Symbiodiniaceae
Source: the annotation of a GenBank genome assembly
AUGAGCGGCCACAGCGAGGCUUGUCGGUCGAGACGCCUCGCUCGUCCCCCUGCAAAAGCUAGGAUUGCACUUGCGCCCAGAUGGGUGUCAGAGGUUGCAAAAGCUGCGGACAAGCCAACCCUUUUCGUGGCAGUGUUAUGUCGGCCACAGGAUGUGGUUUUGCGAAGCUCGGUGCGAACAGGCUGGGCUUCAGGAGGUGAUAGCGACACCAGCCCUUGGCGUUAUGGCUUUGUGAUAGGUUGGUCGGGGCUCAGUGAUGCGGAGCAAGAGCAUCUCGUGCAUGAGGCAGACAGCUUUGGCGACAUCAUUGCAAUCGAUGUAGCUGAUGCAUAUACCAAUCUGACACUGAAAGUGUGUCAUUUGCUGCAUUUAGCCGUGCAGAUAAAAUCUGAAUAUUUUCUACGGCUCAAUGGCAACGAGCGUUUGCAAGUCGGGCGUUUGGUGGAGUUGCUUCGCAAAGACCUGCAAGUUGAAAAGUUACAUCCUAAUGGCUUUGUUUGGGGCCAGAGAGGUUGCAUGCUUCCGCAUGUCUUUGAACAGCUUUCCUGCGGGACGACAUCGCUGAAAGACUGGCCACUUCUGGUUGAUGGACGUCUAUUACCGUAUCCACAGGCUUCAUGGCUGGCAAGCAGGAAAGCCUACGAGAACAUGGCAGCUGUACUUCAGACUUUGGUCGGCUCCCGCUUGCUUUUGCAUUGGGUCGAGGAGGCUUUCAUGGGCAUGCUGGCAACAGCUGCAAAUGUACCGAUCCUGGAUAUAGCUAUUGAUGGGCGCUUUCUUUUCUUGGGCGUGAACUGUAGCCAGGGCUACGUGCUGUUGGAGGAACUGCCCCAGCAGCUGGCGAUGCCGCGGAAAGGCUGCUAUUGA